ACCAAGAAUAAAAAAAAGAAAAUAAAAUUCUUUUAUUUUCUAAGCAUAAUUUAACUUGUUAAUUAAGCAUAUAAUUAUUAUGGCGAAGGGUAGUAAGUUCUUCCAAGCAUCCAUAAACAAGUGUAGGAAAAUGGGAAGCAAGGCAAUACAUUCAUCAUCAGAAUAUGAAUGUGAGUCUUGCUGUCAAUGGUGUUUCUGGCCAUCGUUGAGUUUACAGCAAGAAGCAGAAAAGUUCAUCCCUAAAGAUGUGCCAAAGGGUCAUACGGUAGUAUACGUUGGCCAACAUCAGAAGAGGUACGUCAUCAAAAUCACGUUGCUUAAACACCCGCUUUUUCGAGCUCUGCUAGACCAGGCUAGAGACCAGCAUGACGACUCCACCACACCGCCACGACUAUGGAUCCCGUGUGAUGAACAUGUCUUCCUUCAUGUUAUCCGAUGUGUCCGAUAACUAAAUCAGCUAGCUACCCUCUCUCUUUUCGUAUGAAAUUAAACUGCGUGUAUCUGGAAUAUUAUUGAGGCCAUUUUCAGCUGACUAUUAUUAUGUAAGAAUAACAUUAUAUUCUUUGUAAGAUAAUGUAGUAAAUAAUUAAGACUUCUAAAC
Messenger RNA from Spinacia oleracea (spinach), 601 nucleotides. Its product is annotated as indole-3-acetic acid-induced protein ARG7-like. Bases 80 to 448 code for a protein of 122 amino acids. Gene Ontology annotation, biological process: response to auxin. The transcript has a single exon. NCBI's taxonomy places the organism in Eukaryota, Viridiplantae, Streptophyta, Magnoliopsida, Caryophyllales, Amaranthaceae. The record is from RefSeq and is a predicted model, not a curated record.